Messenger RNA from Dermacentor albipictus, 1189 nucleotides. RefSeq lists its product as uncharacterized. The record is from RefSeq and is a predicted model, not a curated record. NCBI's taxonomy places the organism in Eukaryota, Metazoa, Arthropoda, Arachnida, Ixodida, Ixodidae.
AUGUCGCUGCUCUCAAAAAAGUCCUACUUCCCGAAGAAGCUCUCCGAGUACGAGAAAUUGUGCCUCGUGGGACUGCGGAACGCCUCCGGAAGGUCACUUUCUCCCGAUGAUAUGCAGAGUCUCUGCGUAUGCCAGGAACCUACUGCGUCAUGUUUCCUCAGGAAUUGUGAGCACUGUCCACAAGAUGGCAUUUUCACUUUGGAAAAUUUUGAUAUGAGCAGCGAGGACGAGGUGUUGAUUGCUUCAUGGGAAUACGGCGAGCUAGUUAAAAAAACUAUGACCGCUUCAUCAUUUAUGAGAGAAUUUCUAAGAAUGACCAUGAAAUGGAUUCCCCACAACUAUAUCAGAUCUGUGCAAGCAAAAGCAAUUCAUGAAGAAAAACAAAGCUGCGACAGAGGUGCAAUUGUUUUGCAUUUUGAUUUCGCCGAAAACUGGACAGUUGUGCUUCCAGACGCAGUACAAGCGUACCAUUGGCAGAAAAAGCAGGUCACCGUGUUUACCUGCGUUGUCACGUCAAGAAAAUCGACUCGGAACUACGCCGUUAUUUCCGACGAUAUGUCUCAUGAUUCAGCUCAUGCAUGUUUGGCUCUGUCAAAAAUCAAAGCACACCUGGAAGACAACGCGCCAAUCUACACCAAGAUAACACAUGUGAGCGACGGGGCUCCCGCUCACUUCAAGAAUAAAUAUCAGUUUCAUGAGCUACAACGCAGUGAAUGUCAAGAGACGAAAUGGAUGUUUUCGGCCACUGGACACGGCAAAAAUGCUUGCGACGGCAUUGGUGGGCUUGUGAAACAUCGAGCAUCACACCACAACUUGCGGAAGCCUGCAAGUGAGGCCAUACAAACAGCCAGCGGCUUCGUGGACGCAAUUCAAGGAACGCUAAAGAAUAUCACCAUUCUGGAGCUCCCACAGAGGGAGCUUGCAGACUUUCGCGAAAUGAAGAAGGAAGAAUGGAAAACGGCAAAGAAAGUGCCUGGAGUUCAGACACUCCACAUGUGGAAGUACGUUCGAUCAAAUGAAGGCAGUGCAUCCUACGUGGCAUCCACCGCUGCUUCGGAAUGGAAGAGACUAUGAUCUGGUUUGUGCUUCGGGCUGGACAAUGUAAUGUAUGCAUACCGAAGUCAACUGCUGCCGUUUAUUGUUACAAUUUCCUGAAUUGCAAUCUGCACAUAAAGCGGCAUGCCAUUUG